This is a messenger RNA of Megalobrama amblycephala (Wuchang bream), 4380 nucleotides long. RefSeq names its product RAP1 GTPase activating protein b (gene rap1gapb). Gene Ontology annotation, molecular function: GTPase activator activity. Gene Ontology annotation, cellular component: cytoplasm. NCBI's taxonomy places the organism in Eukaryota, Metazoa, Chordata, Actinopteri, Cypriniformes, Xenocyprididae. The record is from RefSeq and is a predicted model, not a curated record. The transcript has 24 exons. The coding region runs from base 442 to 2391 and encodes 649 amino acids. Gene Ontology annotation, biological process: regulation of small GTPase mediated signal transduction; activation of GTPase activity.
GAUGAUCACGUGACUCGGUCGUUCGUACUGUAGCCUCGGCUUGUUUCUUUGAAAGAGGAAACGUACCGCAUUCAUUCCUCACUGGCAUCUCUGAGUGGACAGAGCUCAAACAUAUUUUGUUUAUUUGCACUGCAGUUCACUAACAAACCUAGGCAUCCGUUCAUUUUUUUCUCUCAAACCUUACAAUUUCGCUAUUUUAGUACUAUUUCGAACAACAGCCAUUAGGUACACCAACCAACCUUGCCUCGAAGACUACACCUGUCCCAGCAUCAUCUGAGUAGGAUUCCACAUAACUGCUGAGUGGACAAAACCUGCUCCAGAUCAAGACAUAUUUGGAAACAAGAUGGCCGAAUCCCACGAAUAUCUGAUCCGUUAGAACGUCCUGGUCUGGUCAAGUCCUUUCCGCCAUCACCUGCUCCGACUCUUCUAAAGAGCAGUAGAAUGGAUGAGCAGAGGUGCUCGCUUCCACCUCCUCUCAAAACAGAGGAAGACUACAUUCCAUAUCCCAGCGUCCAUGAGGUAUUGGGGCGUACUGGUUCUUUACCACUGAUUCUGCUGCCCCAGUUUGGGGGUUAUUGGAUUGAAGGGACCAAUCAUGAUUUAGGCUCCUCCUCCACACCAGAGGAACCGCCUCCUUGCCCCGCAUCACAGGUUAAACUGGAGACCAAUAGCAUCGCCAAGAUCUACAGGAAACACUUCCUGGGCAAGGAGCACUUUAAUUAUUACUCUGUGGACAGCGCUCUCGGACACCUGGUCUUCUCUGUGAAGUAUGAUGUGAUUGGAGACCAGGAGCAUCUUCGACUGUUGUUUAGGUCAAAGUUUAAAACCCACCAUGAUGUGAUACCAAUUUCUUGUCUAACCGAGUUCCCUAAUGUUGUCCAGAUGGCGAAGCUUGUCUGUGAAGAGGUAAAUGUGGACCGAUUUUAUCCCGUCUUAUACCCAAAGGCAUCCAGACUCAUUGUGACCUUUGAUGAGCAUGUCAUCAGUAACAACUUCAAGUUUGGAGUCAUCUACCAGAAAUUUGCCCAGACAACAGAAGAGGAACUAUUUGGAAACAAUGAGGAAAGUCCAGCUUUUGUUGAGUUUCUGGAGUUCUUGGGAGAGAAGAUUGAACUUCAUGAUUUUAAAGGAUUUCGUGGUGGCCUGGAUGUGACACAUGGCCAGACAGGAACCGAGUCAGUCUACCACAACUUCCACAAUAAAGAGAUAAUGUUCCACGUGUCCACAAAACUGCCAUACACUGAAGGUGAUUCCCAGCAGCUCCAGAGGAAGAGGCAUAUAGGAAAUGACAUCGUGGCUAUUGUGUUCCAAGAAGAAAACACACCAUUUGUACCCGAUAUGAUCGCAUCAAACUUCCUUCACGCUUACGUAGUGGUGCAAGUGGAGAACGCUUGCACUGAUAACGUCCUCUAUAAGGUAUCUGUGACGGCAAGAGAUGAUGUGCCUUUCUUUGGUCCUGCCCUCCCAGACCCAGCUGUCUUUAAAAAGAGUCCAGAGUUUCAUGAGUUCCUCUUGACCAAACUGAUCAAUGCUGAAUAUUCCUGCUAUAAAGCAGAGAAGUUUGCCAAGCUGGAGGAGAGGACACGUUCUGCUCUGCUGGAGACUUUAUAUGAGGAGCUGCAUGUGAACAGCCAGUCCAUGAUGGGGCUUGGAGGAGACGACGACAAACUGGAGAAUGGAGGAGGUGGAGGUGGAGGCUUCUUUGAGUCUUUCAAGCGAGUUAUCCGCAAUAGAAGUCAAUCUAUGGAUGCUAUGGGCCUCAGUAACAAGAAACCGCACACUGUCUCCACAAGCCACAGUGGAAGUUUUACACACAACCCACCAGAAACUCCCAAAACUCCUGGAAUUUCCCUGAUUAUUCCUGGAAAAAGCCCAACCCGUAAGAAAUCUGGUCCGUUCAGUUCCAGGAGGAGCAGCGCCAUUGGGAUUGAGAACAUACAAGAGGUUCAGGAGAGAAGCAGUCGAGAGGUGUCCCCUAGUCCACAGAGGGCAUCUGAUGGUGGACACACCUUUCAAGACCUCAGAUUUGAAAACUCGUCCAAUCAGAGCUCACCUGAGAUGCAGACCAGCAAGAUUGGUUCUGCCCUGUGCUGUCGAGCUCCUUCUAUCCCAGAGUCUCAGGACCUUUCUCGCUCCUCAUCCGAUGCCAGCAGCUUCACCAGUGUGGUGGAGGAGAACGAGCAGGAACACGAAGCGACAGAGGAGUACGACACGGGACUGGAUAGUUUGUCUUCAGCUGGUACGCCUCACAAACGAGAUUCAUUUUCAUACAGCGCUGUGUGGUUGGAAGACGGCUCUGGUAGUGCUAGUCAGAGCAGUUCACACGGUCCCAUUCGACAGCAGUCUGAACCUCUACGUCCAAAAACAGAGAGACAACACUCGAACUGCUAGCUGUCCUGUAGGCUGUAGAUGACUUCAUGGAUGUCCAUCAACAGCAUUUUCAUAAGCAGCCCUUCGCAGCGGACACUCAAUGUGCUCACAAGUUCCUCUAGAGACACGGAUGUGAAGGGGAGUGAAGCACUAGUUACAGCCCCGCGGCGUACAGUCGGGCAAGUGUGCAUCAGAAUAUCAGCGCGCUCUUGUAAGGAAACCACCCCUUUAUCUUCUGUCAUGUGGCUGUUGGUCUGUAGGCAAAAUGGCAAACCUGCCUGGCAUGUAUUGAAGGCUGGUACACGUCUAGAAGAACAGGGAAGAGCUGCCAGCUGGGAAAUCAAUCACGCAUGAUUAUUAUGGCCUUAUCAUAGGCUUCUUUCUUUCUUUCUUUCUUUCUUUCUUUCUUUCUUUCUUUCUUUCUUUCACAGUGGCCCUCGUUGUGUGGGUUUGUUUUUUAUUUGUCAUAUUUAUUUAUUUAUUGAGGCUCACUGUGGUGUGUAGAUCUUUCAGUAACGGGGGGUGGUAAGCUAUCACAAGCUUUCGGCAUCUUUCAGAAUAACAAAGGAGGUUCAAUCUAAACCCAUCAUGCUUAAAACACACGCGAACCCGCAAAGCACUGUAAUACACAUCUACAUGUAUGUGUGGUUCUGUUCGGUUGCGUUUUGUGUCAGUAAUGCGUAAUGAUGUUGAAAAUGAAUAUAGGUAAAUGUUAAAUGUCGUUCUUCGGUUAGGUGUUUCUUCUGGUGUUAGGCGCCCAAGCCAUUUCAGAUCCUUUCCAAUAAACAAAGUAGGCAUUAUAAUUUAUGACAAAGCAAAUAGAUCAAGUGUGAGAUGCUGUAUACAUUUUUUUUUAAAAUAUUAUUUAUUAAGAUUAUGCUGUUUUACUGAUCAACAUAUUUUGUAUGGCCACAGCUUCUUGUGGUAAACUGACGUGUGUGUAAACUGUACACUAAUGUAGUAGCUUCAUGUUUGUAGUUUCAUGUUUUAAAGCCUGCUGUGCAGAUUGAAGGGUCAUGUCUCUCAAGUCAGAUAGCAUGAAGCCUUUUUAGCUUAUAUGGCAAGUGAGCAAUAUGAAUGUAAAACCGAUGAGACAUAUAUGACAGUGGGUAUGGACACUAAAACACUAGGUCAGAAUAUACUCAAUGGAUGCUUGAAAUGGUGGACAAUGGGGUUUUCAAAUAGAUAUUUUAAGAUUUUUUGAGAAAAAAACCCUUCCCGUUUCAGAUCAUAAAAUCAAUGUUUCAGUUUUUACACUUAGUACUAUGUUGUUAAUGCUGUUAAUAGCAUUCCCAUUCAUCUCAUUGGCUUAUGGGAUAGAGAUAGAGAUCACAUGAGCUGUAAAUGUGAUGAAUUAUUCUAAGCAACUAUCCCAAGCUGUGACAUUAAAAAAAAACAUAAUUCACUGGCAAAAUAUCGACUCUAAUAAAAUGAAAUAUUUGCAAUUAAUGUUGUUUGCAAAAAAAAAAAAAAAAGUAGUCCGAAUACACGGCUACAUUUACAGCUGCUUAAAAUGCCAUGGUAUUUCAUUUCAAAGAAUACCAUGGUAUUACCAUCAUAGUAGAAACAUAACAUUGGACAUUACCAAGAUUGCAUGUCCAAAAACAUGAAAACACCAUAGUAUAUUUUGUUCGACUAAUAUCCCAGUUCACAGAAUUUUUGCUUAUAAAUAGUGCUGUUUAGGCACUUUCAGGGGUGAUACUUAUAAAACUGUACAUGGAGAAGGGGAAAAAUAUUUUUGGCUGGCUAAAUCCAUGCUUAAAGCUGUGUUAGAGCCCUAAAUCUCUGCUGAUUGGUCAAAAUGUACAUAGUGCGUUUGCACAUGCUCGAGACAUGAAGCACAAACUCAUUCCAAACAAACACCGACUGCUUUCUGCAAGUGAUUGUGUUCAAAUGCUUAUUAUGCUACUUUUAUGAAAUGUUUUACUGUAAAUAAGACAUUUUCUCCUUUUUUUGUAAUAAAACAAGAGAAAUCAUGUUUAAUAAAGAUCAAAGGGUUCAUGGAAUGUU